UGGGCCUGACGUGGCUUGGGCUCUACUUGGGCUUACUCGUUGGACUUGAUGACUUUUGGGCUUUGUACUAUGGCGCAACCUUCUUAAUUAAAAACUAUUAAUAAUUACGUAAUAGUACUACUUGUAGUGGUAAUCGGAAGAGGCAUUCAGUCGGUCACCUUUCCCAACUCAUACUUUUCUGCAACUUUUUUCAAUCUCAAGCUAAGCUUCAAGUUUAGGUGUAGGUGGGUUUGAGAAAAGGAGGAGCUGAUGUCAAAUACGAGCUCAAAUCUCAGUACAUCAUGCAAUGAAGAAGAGCAAGUAUCACAAGACGACGAAUUUUGGCCACUUUCAGGGAAACCCUUUUUCAGUGUCUUUAUUGCAAAGACUCAUGUCAAACCUACUUAUCGUCUGGUACUUCCAACAAAAAUUCAUCCAGUACUACCUUCGCUGAUCAUCCCUGCGGUUCUCACAUACAAGGGGAAGAAGUGGACUAUGUUGUUCAAUGGAACAAAUGUGGUGAUGAAGAGAUUUGAUAACUCUUGGCGAAACUUUGCAGAGGACAACAAGUUGAAGAUUGGGGAUGCUUGUGUCUUUGAACUCACUGAAAAUAGCUCUCGAAAUCUGGUUUUUAGAGUUCAAAUUCUCAGAGGUGAUAUACCCUCUGAAUUGCUUCCCAAGAUCGUUGGUGAGUCUUUGGAGUCUCCCAUUGUUAUCGAGUAAAGUAGUGGUAGUAUGUACCUUUUGGACUGAUGUAGUUUAGAUGUAUGGGUUGUGACUCUCCCUGAAGCUGUGGACUACUGUGUAUAUGUGGUGUAGUUUUAUAAUGUAAAAAGCUUAUGUUGAUCUACUGCAACUUGUAGGAAAUGCCCAUGGAAAAAAAAAGUUUGUUUAAGCUAGAAUUAACGUGUGUGAACUGAGUUUUUUGAGUUUAAAACUGAAGACAGUGGACAAGAAUUCUUUUGCUUUUAUUUAUUAUGAACAAGUUGUUAUAAAACUUCACACCAGAAGGCAGUUGGAAAAUACAUAAAUAUAUUAUUGAAAUCUAAUAAACAAAUACACAUGAUAAGAGAAUCUCCUCAUGGCCAAAUGCACAUAAUUAUUUUUAUCUGCUUAAAACACAAAUUCUUCCCCACCCAAGAUGACCAGUCCAGUGCUUUACAUCCAAAAAAAAAAAAAACAAA
Messenger RNA from Humulus lupulus (European hop), 1163 nucleotides. RefSeq names its product B3 domain-containing protein Os04g0386900-like. The coding region runs from base 250 to 702 and encodes 150 amino acids. The record is from RefSeq and is a predicted model, not a curated record. The transcript is spliced from 3 exons. Gene Ontology annotation, molecular function: DNA binding. Lineage: Eukaryota; Viridiplantae; Streptophyta; Magnoliopsida; Rosales; Cannabaceae.